Messenger RNA from Trametes versicolor FP-101664 SS1, 951 nucleotides. RefSeq lists its product as uncharacterized. Lineage: Eukaryota; Fungi; Basidiomycota; Agaricomycetes; Polyporales; Polyporaceae. The transcript is spliced from 2 exons. The record is from RefSeq and is a predicted model, not a curated record. The coding region runs from base 1 to 951 and encodes 316 amino acids.
AUGUCGCCAAACCACCACACCUCUCCUCGCGAUGUCGCCGACACCCCCGUACGAAUCGCUUCGCCAAACGCUUCGGAGGACACCCCACUUCCUCCGAAUCCACCUAGUAGCUCCGGUUACGGCAUGUCAAACUCGGACGAAGCGCCCCCUACCCCCUUCCUGCCAACCGCUACCGAUCUUCGCGCCGUGCGCCGCAUCCUGUCGCAACUCAGACUCCCUCUAGAGCUGAUCAUCAUCAUCAUGGACGACGCUGCAUACUAUGCUGUCGCGCACGGCACGCUCCACAAUGCGGAUGUCGACAACACUUCCGGUACUGGCGCAUCAAUGCUGGAUUUACAUGCCUCGAGGGACUGCCCCGAUCCACACGGUAGCUGUGCUUCGCGCCUCUGCGUGCUCACCUCGCCACUCCCCCACGGUGCCCCAGGCGAGACGUGGCGGGCCAAGGCAGUCGUUUGGGACAUCGAGAGCCACGACCAGGGCUGGGGCGGUGAAGUUCCAGGCGGCUUUCACGGCGCUUAUUCUUGGUUCGAGGCAUCCAUCUUCCGCGAGACGAACCCCACAUCACACGCCGGUGAUGCGAGCGGCGAUGCUGCCUCCAUCGUCCAGUCGCUUUGGGACGCGCUUGACGUGCCAUACUGCUCCCUGGAGGACGUCCGUCCCCGUCUCGCGACACUCGGACAAACACUUGUCCCUGGCCCACGAGGAUCGGCGAGUUGGGGCGUCCAGCGCAACCGUGUCGCACGGUCAGACUUCACCCACUAUCAGAUCGAGUGGGGCACAACGCCUGCGGGGAAUGGGUACGUGGAGGCGGAUGGGCAUUAUGUGGGGGAGGGAUUUGUGGGCGCGCUGCAGCCGGGGGACGUGGUUGCGCUCUGGAUGCGCGCACAGUACCCUGGUUGGGCCAAUUACGUUCGAAAGGCGUCGGUGAAGGUACUGUAUGACGUGUACUAA